UCUUGCUAUCUCAUCCAUGCUAGUUCGUUCAUCGUAGUGACGGCGGCAUCAAUUUCUGAAUUAAUUACCAUUUGUCGCAAAAACUGCGCGUCCUUUAUCAUUACUAUAUUAAAUUCAUAUAUUUGUGUUCAGAUUGUGUUACAUUUUAAUCUAAAUGGCAUCAGACGAUGAAGUUGAUGGUUCUUUCGCAGGCGACGAAGAUGUAGAAGAAGGUGAGGGUCAAAAUGAGAACUCUGGUGAGAGUGAUGAAGCUCCACCGAAGGAGGAUGAUGAUUAUUCACCAGAAGAUGGUAGAAAAAAGAAGAAAGGUAAGAAGCGAAAGGCUAGAGGUGAAGAAAAAAAGGGGAGAAAGAAGAAGAAGAAGCGUAAAAAUGAAAGUGAAGAGGAUGAUGAUUUUGGUCUUGAAAUUGAGGCCGAAGGUGACAGUGACUAUGCAUUAAGUGCUAUGUCCUCAAGCAAAAAGUCAAGAAAGGGCAGGGGAAGUAAACACAAUACUUCAACUUCGGCAACAUCUGACUCUGUGUCCAGUAUGCCAACAGUAGAAGAGGUGUGCUCGUCAUUCGGUCUCACAGAUGUGGAUAUACAAUACAGCGAUGCUGAUUUUGAGAACCUCACAUCGUAUAAGUUAUUCCAGCAGCAUGUUCGGCCGCUUCUCGUCAAAGAAAACCCUAAGGUACCAGUGUCAAAGUUAAUGAUGCUCGUAGCUGCCAAGUGGCGCUUGUUCUACGAAACUAAUCCACACCUGAGUGGAGGUCCACAAGCGAUGGGCUCUGAAGAGAACACCAACACAUCCACAGCCUCAGACUACACGCCAAAGCCGAGGUCAGGACGUCCACCGAAGGAUAGUAGUAAGAUAGAAGAUGUUAUCGAUGAGCCCGAAGAGGAGGAGGAGGAGGAGGCGAGCGACGAGGGCACGCCGGCGCCCCGCAAGCGCGGCCGCCGCCCCAAGCACGGCAACACGCCGCGCGGCAAGCCCGGCCGCAAGCCCAAGGUGCCCACUCUCAAGAUCAAGUUCAGCAAGCGCAAGAGGACCAGCAGUCAGGACGAAGAGCAUGAGGGUAGUGCUGGCGCCAACACGGACUCUGACGCGGAGUUUGAGCAGAUGCUGGCCGAGGCGGAGGAGCCCAAGCCCUCCGCCGCCGUAGAGGAGGGCGUGCAGCCCAAGGAUGAAGAUCCUAAUGCACCACAACAACCGAAGAAGAAGGCUAAGACAAAAAUAGGCAAUAAGAGCAAGAAGAAGAAGAAAUUGAAGACUACUAACAAAUUCCCCGACGGCGCGGAGGGCGAACACGAACACCAGGAUUAUUGUGAAGUGUGCCAACAAGGCGGCGAGAUAAUCCUGUGUGACACGUGCCCUCGCGCUUACCAUUUGGUGUGCUUGGAGCCUGAACUGGAGGAGACGCCUGAAGGGCGCUGGUCUUGCCCACACUGCGAGGCCGAGGGCAACCAGGACCAGGAAGAUGAUGAUGAGCACCAGGAGUUCUGCAGGAUAUGUAAAGAUGGAGGUGAGUUGUUAUGCUGCGAUUCAUGUCCUUCGGCAUACCAUCGCUUCUGUCUCAAUCCGCCACUGGAAGAGGUGCCCGACGGAGAAUGGAAAUGUCCACGAUGUAGUUGUCUACCGUUGGAGGGUAAAGUGGCAAAGAUUUUGACUUGGAGAUGGAUAGAGAGCGCCGGCAAAACGAAAGCGCCGCGCUCUCGAGAGUUCUUCGUUAAGUGGCACGAGCGCUCCUACUGGCAUUGCAGCUGGAUAUCUGAGAUACAGUUGGACGUGUUCCAUCCGCUGAUGUACCGGUACUACAUGCGCAAAUCGGACCCCGAGGAGCCGCCCAAGCUGGAGGAGCCACUUGAGGAGCGCGAAAUACGUAAGCGCCUCAAGAACAAACACGACCCUGAAAACUAUCCCGACGAGAAAAUACUCGAGGAAAAAUAUUACAGGUACGGUGUGAAACCGGAGUGGCUGAUCGUCCACCGCGUAAUCAACCACCGCACGGCGCGUGACGGCACCACAUUCUACCUGGUGAAGUGGCGCGAUCUCUCCUACGACCAGGCCACCUGGGAGUCCGAGCACGCCGACAUUGCAGGACUUAAGAAUGCUAUCGAGUAUUAUCAGGAUAUGCGAGCCUUUAUCACUUCUGAAGGCAAGACAAAAGGCAGCAAAGGCAAGAAAGCCGGCCGCAAGAGCAAGAAUAAAGAUGUUAUUGAUGAUGAUGAGAGCAGCAGUGGACUGCAGAUGAAAGCCAAGAAAUACAAUCCCCCGCCAGAACGUCCCACAACUAACCUCAACAAAAAGUACGAAGAUCAGCCGCCUUUUGUAUACGAGACUGGAAUGCAGCUGCAUCCAUACCAGCUGGAGGGUCUCAACUGGUUGCGGUACUCGUGGGGACAAGGAAUCGAUACCAUUCUUGCCGAUGAGAUGGGUCUCGGUAAAACCAUUCAAACGGUUACAUUCCUUUACUCGUUGUUCAAAGAAGGACAUUGUAAAGGUCCAUUUUUGGUCUCAGUACCUUUGUCAACUAUUAUCAACUGGGAGAGAGAAUUUGAACUGUGGGCCCCCGAUUUGUACUGUAUUACAUAUGUCGGCGACAAAGAUUCUAGAGCCGUUAUAAGAGAGAACGAGCUUACGUUCGAUGAUGGCGCAAAUAGAGGCGGAAGGCCUUCCAAAAUUAAGUCACAGGUGAAGUUUAACGUCCUCCUUACAUCCUACGAGUUGAUCUCAAUCGAUUCUACGUGUUUAGGCUCUAUCGACUGGGCCGUUUUGGUGGUCGACGAAGCACACAGGCUUAAAAGCAAUCAGUCCAAAUUCUUCCGACUUCUGGCCGGCUAUCACAUCAACUACAAACUUCUCCUGACCGGUACUCCUUUGCAAAAUAACCUCGAGGAGUUGUUCCAUCUUUUGAAUUUCUUAAAUAAAGAUAAAUUCAACGAUCUAGCCGCUUUCCAAAAUGAAUUCGCGGACGUUUCAAAAGAGGAGCAAGUCAAGAGGCUUCAUGAAAUGCUCGGGCCGCAUAUGCUGCGACGUUUGAAGGCCGAUGUGCUAAAGAAUAUGCCGACGAAGUCCGAGUUCAUCGUGCGAGUGGAGUUGUCGCCGAUGCAGAAGAAAUACUAUAAGUACAUUCUUACCAGAAACUAUGAAGCUUUGAAUCCCAAGAGUGGUGGUCAAACUGUGUCCUUACUUAAUGUAAUGAUGGAUUUAAAGAAAUGUUGUAACCACCCGUACCUAUUCCCCGUGGCGGCGGAAGAGGCGCCGUUGGGUCCUCAUGGAAAUUACGAAACACAGGCAUUAGUUAAGGCGUCCGGCAAAUUAGUUCUUAUGUCUAAAAUGUUGAAACAACUUAAGGAACAAGGACACAGAGUACUGAUUUUCUCACAGAUGACAAAAAUGUUAGACAUUUUAGAAGAUUUCCUCGAAGGAGAAGGGUACAAAUAUGAACGAAUCGACGGUGGUAUCACUGGAACUAUUCGUCAAGAAGCUAUUGAUAGGUUUAACGCACCCGGAGCUCAACAGUUUGUGUUCCUUCUUUCGACGAGAGCCGGAGGUCUGGGUAUUAAUUUGGCCACGGCGGAUACUGUUAUCAUUUACGAUUCCGAUUGGAAUCCUCACAACGAUAUUCAGGCGUUCUCUCGUGCUCAUCGUAUAGGUCAAGCGAAUAAGGUGAUGAUCUAUCGCUUCGUGACGCGUAACAGUGUUGAAGAAAGAGUUACACAAGUAGCUAAAAGGAAGAUGAUGUUGACUCACUUGGUCGUGCGUCCCGGCAUGGGCGGCAAAGGUGCCAACUUUACUAAGCAAGAGUUGGAUGAUAUUUUGAGAUUCGGUACAGAGGAACUGUUUAAAGAAGAAGAAGGUAAAGAAGAAGCUAUUCAUUACGACGAUAGAGCUGUGGCCGAAUUGCUCGAUCGAUCCAAGGAAGGUAUCGAACAAAAGGAAUCCUGGGCUAACGAGUACCUGAGCUCCUUCAAAGUGGCCAGCUACUCCACUAAAGAAGGUGACGGCGAAGAGGAAGUGGAUACUGAGAUUAUUAAACAAGAAGCCGAAAACACUGAUCCAGCUUACUGGAUCAAGUUGCUUAGGCAUCAUUACGAACAGCACCAGGAAGACCAAGCGAGAACACUCGGUAAAGGCAAGCGAGUACGUAAACAAGUUAACUACAACGACGGCAGUGUUGCUCAAACUGAAAACCGUGAAGAUUCCACGUGGCAGGAAAAUGGUUCCGACUAUAAUUCUGACUUCUCACAAGGUAGUGAAGAUGAUAAAGAAGAUGACGAUUUCGACGAAAAGAAUGACAACGGCGAUCUUCUCAGUCGCCGCAGCAAGAGGAGGCUGGAGAGGCGCGAGGAGCGGGACAGGCCUCUUCCUCCGUUACUCGCACGAGUCGGUGGUAACAUGGAGGUGCUCGGUUUCAACGCCAGACAGAGGAAGUCGUUCCUUAACGCGAUAAUGCGCUACGGUAUGCCGCCUCAAGACGCAUUUAAUUCUCAAUGGCUAGUUCGAGAUCUUAGAGGCAAAUCUGAACGCAACUUUAAAGCGUACGUUUCGCUGUUCAUGAGACAUUUAUGUGAACCCGGUGCAGAUAAUGCUGAAACUUUCGCUGACGGCGUUCCAAGAGAAGGCUUAUCUCGGCAGCAUGUCUUAACGCGAAUCGGUGUCAUGAGUCUGAUCAGAAAGAAAGUUCAAGAAUUUGAACAUAUCAACGGUUAUUACAGUAUGCCAGAAUUGAUACGUAAGCCAGUGGAGCCAGUGAAAAUAGCCGGCGCUGCCAACGAGAGCGCAGCUCCCAGUCCGGCUCCGUCGACGGCGACACCGAUAACAUCAGCCGCACCUUCGCCCGCUCCUACCCAAGUAGCGCAGGCCACAGGACAAGCGCCCACACCGGGCGGCUCCGAGAAGGACGACAAGGAAGAACCUAAAGAUGAAAAGUCUGAUUCAAAAGAGAGUAAAGAAAAAGAUGAGCCGAUGGACACGAGCGAUAUCAAGGAAGAAGAAGAACAAAAGAAAGACGAAAAGGAAACGCCCAAAGAAAAACAGGAAAUAAAAGAAGAAAGGCGAAUGUCUGUCGACGAGGAGCUUCCGAAGGAAGAUGAAAAAUCAAAUGACAAGAAGUCCGAAGAGGGCGAUAAAGUUAAAGAGGAGAAGGACGACUCCGACAAGAAGGACGAUGCGAAGAGCGACAAGACCGAGUCGGAGGCUUCGGAGAAACCUAAAGAAGAAAAGAAGGAUGAAGACGAUGACGACGUUGUGUUAGUAAAGGAGGAGGACGACCUAAAAGUGGAGCGACGUAAGUUCAUGUUCAACAUAGCGGACGGCGGGUUCACAGAGCUGCACACGCUGUGGCUGAACGAGGAGCGCGCGGCGGCGCCCGGCCGCGAGUACGAGAUCUGGCACAGACGGCACGACUACUGGCUCCUAGCCGGCAUCGUGACGCACGGCUACGGCCGCUGGCAGGACAUACAGAACGACCUGCGCUUCGCCAUCAUCAACGAACCUUUCAAAAUGGACGUCGGCAAAGGAAACUUCCUCGAGAUUAAGAACAAAUUCCUCGCCAGGCGGUUUAAGUUAUUGGAGCAGGCGCUGGUGAUCGAGGAGCAGCUGCGUCGCGCGGCGUACCUGAACCUGACGCAGGACCCCAACCACCCCGCCAUGUCGCUGAACGCGCGUUUCGCAGAGGUGGAGUGCCUCGCCGAGUCACACCAGCACCUUAGCAAGGAGUCCCUCGCCGGCAACAAGCCCGCCAACGCGGUGCUGCACAAGGUGCUGAACCAGCUGGAGGAGCUGCUGUCGGACAUGAAGUCGGACGUGUCGCGUCUGCCGGCGACGCUGGCGCGCAUCCCGCCGGUGGCGCAGCGCCUGCAGAUGUCCGAGCGGUCCAUACUGUCGCGUCUCGCCGCCACCGCAGGCAACCCGCUGCCGCCAGCGGCGCAGAUGGCGCAGUUCCCGGGCGGGUUCAACGCGACCGGGACGCUGCCGGGCUUCGCGACCUCCGCCAACACUGCCGCCAACUUCUCCAACUUCCGGCCGCAGUACUCCGUGCCCGGACAGCCCACCUCCACACCAUCUAAUAAAUCAUAAGCCUUCGUAACCUACAUCGUAAUUCAACUUGACGCAUCUGCCAGUUGGCGGAGUCAGCAGUCGCGUAGAUAAUUAACGUUAGAUUUAAGCUUUCCAAGAUUCCUGCUCCACCUUGGGUUUGAAGUGAUAAUUAGUAAUUAGUGCAGUUAGUUAACAAUGUCAUAUUAAACAGAAUUCCCACAAAUAUUAUUUAUUUCAUCCUGAUCUGUAUGAAUCUUGUUUUAUUGUUAAGUGAUU
This is a messenger RNA of Papilio xuthus (Asian swallowtail), 6301 nucleotides long. It is a transcript of the gene Mi-2, whose product is annotated as chromodomain-helicase-DNA-binding protein Mi-2 homolog. The transcript has 20 exons. Bases 155 to 6064 code for a protein of 1969 amino acids. Gene Ontology annotation, biological process: chromatin remodeling. Lineage: Eukaryota; Metazoa; Arthropoda; Insecta; Lepidoptera; Papilionidae. The record is from RefSeq and is a predicted model, not a curated record. Gene Ontology annotation, cellular component: chromatin; nucleus. Gene Ontology annotation, molecular function: ATP binding; DNA binding; ATP-dependent chromatin remodeler activity.